Molecule: messenger RNA, 357 nt
Organism: Penicillium argentinense
Lineage: Eukaryota; Fungi; Ascomycota; Eurotiomycetes; Eurotiales; Aspergillaceae
Exons: 1
Coding region: 1-357 (118 amino acids)
Source: RefSeq, a predicted model, not a curated record
AUGUCCAAGGCCUUGUCAAACUUUGCUCAACUGGCGCAAAGUAUUAAAAAUGGGCCAGCCAAAUUUACAGGCACUGCGUCUGAAGGCAGCCGCCUCAUCCCGUCAAGAACCAAGGACGAGCAAUUCCAAUUCCGAGUCGAUGCGGGCCACUACGACGGCACCACUAAACACCUCCAUGUCAACUUGCAGGUCAAUUCUCAAGCCAAGAGCCCUGCACUGAAAGAUUGGGUCAAAAAAAACACAACUCAUGAAAAACUUGCGACGGCGACUUUUGAUACGACCGCUGAGGACAAGAAUGCGGAAUAUGCUCGGGUGGUGAACGAGUUAGUGCGAAUUGGUAAACAGAAGCUUGGAUAA